UCCCAGCGGCCCUUGUCCAUAGAUAUGGUCUCCCCGUAUCACGUGACGGCCUGCGUUGGAAGUGACGUAAGAACCGGAAGUGCUCGCAGUCCAAGCCGGUAAAUCGGGCCUCUCCAGGUACCAAUGGUAAAUCCAAGGCCCUCACAUUACAGAUGCCAUCAUGAUCUCUGAGCUCUUCAUCCUGUCCUCCAAAGGCGACCUUCUCAUACACAAGGACUAUCGAGGUUGCUCUGCACACUCCAAUGUGGCUGAUGGUCUUUAUCUCAAACUAUCUUCUGUGCCAUCAGACCAGGCACCUGUAGUCACGGAACAUGACGGCCAUCACUAUAUCCACGUGCGGAAUCAAGGCCUGUUCUUUGUCGUCAACGUUAGCCCUAGAGAUUCCCCAUUUAUGUACAUUGAGCUGCUGAACCGACUGGCUUCCCUCAUCAAAGAUUAUUGUGGGGACCUUAGUGAGGCUGUUGUACGACUCAACUUUGCCCUGAUUUAUGAGUUACUGGAUGAGAUUCUGGACUAUGGGUAUAUCCAGACCACAUCCACAGAGAUGCUUAAGAAUUUCAUCCAGUCAGAUGCUGUGGUCAGCAAGCCUUUCAACCUAUUGGAUAUGAGUAGCGUGGGGCUGUUUGGAGCAGAGACCCAGCAGAGUAAGGUGGCUCCGAGUUCAGCUUCCAGUCGGCCAGUGCUGUCUUCCCGUCAUCAGCAGGGAGAGCAAAAUGAAAUCUUCUUGGAUGUUACUGAACGUAUGACAGUCGCUAUAGGAGCAAAUGGCUCACUCUUAAAGGCUGACGUUCAAGGUGAACUUCGACUAAAAAACUUCUAUGCAAAUUGUCCAGAGCUGCGAAUUGGAGUCAGUGAAGAGUUUUGUGUUGGGAGCUCGGAGAUCAGAGGAUAUGGCUCUGCUGUGCGUGUGGACGGCUGUCAGUUCCAUGAGUCGGUCAAACUGGAAGAAUUUGAGAGCAAUCGCAUCCUGAAGGUUGUGCCGCCCCAGGGUGAGCUCACAGUCAUGCAGUACCAGAUUUCCGACAGUCUCAGCACUACCCUCCCAUUCCACUUGUUCCCUAGCUUGGAGAGAGAGUCUGGCAGCAGCCGAUUGCGAAUGUAUUUGAAAUUACACUGUGAUCUGAGUCCCAAGAGCCAAGCAAUUAAUGUCCUUCUACAGAUACCUGUACCAAAGGGAACCAGCAGUGUCUCUCAGGAACUCAGCAGUCCAGACCAGAGUGCAGAGCUGUUACUGAGCUCACAGUCUCUUGCUUGGAGCAUUCCCAGGAUCCGUGGAGGGACACAACUGUCGGCUCUCUUUAAGGUGGAUAUCUCUGGUAGCGUUUCCCUUCCAUCUCUACUUGACCUGCCUCCUCUGAACCUCUCCUUCCAGAUCCCAUCCAUCACCUGCUCUGGUCUUCAGAUUCGAUUCUUAAGGCUACCGAGUGAUCGUCCAUCCCAAGUCCAUACAUGGGUUAGGUACCUGACUCAGAGUGACUCUUACAGUGUUCGUUUAAGGUGACUGCAGCAGCUUAAACCUUACUUGACUAGCUACGCUUCCUAUAUGCGGUGUAAGGAAAAUGACUUGCAUAAUAUGUUGCUGAAGGCACAUGAUUUCAUAUCUUCCACCAACAAACAUCUCAUGGGGUUGAGUUAAAUGAAAAACAAGGGCCUGGAAUUUUGCAACGGAACAAACAUUUAAUGAACGGCGAACUGAACGAGAAACAACUUGGCUUGUAUCGCUAUGGUGAAGAAAAAAAUAUAUAUCGAGGGGGGGUCUAAUUUGCCAGUUCACACAGGGCAAUAGAGUUGCAGGAUUUUGCCCCAGUCCCCAGGGUACCCUCAAUUAUUGUUUAACAAGAAGAUCCUGUGAACUGCAAGUUAGGAAAGAUGUGAGAAAGGUUUCUAAUUCUUUUCCUAAGCAGAAGAACAUCAGAGCAGCCUCUUCCUUUCUCCUGACAACUUCCUUGACUACUUGGUGGUCAGACUGGUGGGAAACUGACCAGCAGGUGGCGCUGUUGUAACAAAAUUCAUUCAUAUUAACAGUACAUGUAUCCCUUAAUAUCUUGGAAUCAAAACAAAAUAAAUAAUGAAGUGCUUAGAA
Xenopus laevis (African clawed frog) is the source of this 2083-nucleotide messenger RNA. It is a transcript of the gene ap4m1.S, whose product is annotated as adaptor related protein complex 4 subunit mu 1 S homeolog. The record is from RefSeq and is a predicted model, not a curated record. The coding region runs from base 161 to 1501 and encodes 446 amino acids. Gene Ontology annotation, biological process: intracellular protein transport; vesicle-mediated transport. Gene Ontology annotation, cellular component: cytosol; membrane; clathrin adaptor complex. NCBI's taxonomy places the organism in Eukaryota, Metazoa, Chordata, Amphibia, Anura, Pipidae. The transcript has 16 exons.